This is a messenger RNA of Asterias rubens (European starfish), 1797 nucleotides long. Its product is annotated as torsin-1A-interacting protein 1-like. Gene Ontology annotation, biological process: membrane organization. The record is from RefSeq and is a predicted model, not a curated record. The transcript has 2 exons. NCBI's taxonomy places the organism in Eukaryota, Metazoa, Echinodermata, Asteroidea, Forcipulatida, Asteriidae. Gene Ontology annotation, molecular function: ATPase activator activity. Bases 143 to 1153 code for a protein of 336 amino acids. Gene Ontology annotation, cellular component: membrane.
GCUCUCUCUCGAGCUCUCUCUCCAUCAGUGAAAUAAACAAACGCGGGACACAGCAAGAAUAUGAAUGUCGUUGGGUAUUCCCCCCAGUCAAGAGUGAAUUUUGAAGAAGAUUAAAAGCACGUGUUUUCAAACUUGUGAGGCCAUGCGAACAGCCAUCUCAAUGCCGGUCACAAGAUCGCAAACGCUUUUAAAAGAUAAGGACAUGUCGGAGUCGUCGGCGAUAGAUGCCGCCUCCGGGGAUUCAUCUCUGGAAGUACGCGAGAGGUACUUGAAACCAAAUAAACAACAAAACAAAGAUGCACACCCAAGAGCCAAGGCAGUCACACCAGAUUCAAAAGCCCAAUACAAGAAGAAAAAGGUAGUGUCUGAACAGAGUCAGUACUCCAGCUUGUCCAAAGUAUUAUUUGUGGCAGCUCUAGCAGUACUAGUAGUAUUCGUUGGGGCUUCUUACUGGGUGGGAGAUGGUAUGUUAGGCUCUGGAAAACCUUCCAUGCGCAAUUCAAACGUGGCCGAUAUUGUGGAGGAAAACAUAAGCAGCAUCCGAAAAAACUUCCCAGGACAGGAAGAAGAUCUCUGGGUGACGGUCAAAGCUGCGGUAAAUUACCACAUCAGAUCUGAACCAGAAUGCCCGAUCAUCCUUCUAUUUGGAAGUCAUCCGGAUGCUUCAAAGACCUCCAGGUGCCUCGUGCAGAAGCUUGGGAGGACCCUCUCUGAGAUCCUCGGCAAAGAAAAACCUCACGAUUCCCUGUAUGAGAUCGACGGUGAAGACUUUCAAAACCAGAACGCUGACCGAGCUAAAAUGGAUAUGGAUCGCGGUCUGCGAAAAGCUUUCCAAGGAAAGCCCGGGAAGAAAGUCGCAACCGUUUUUAAUCUGGACUACCUCCCGCCCUGCUCUGUGCUUCUGUUUCAUGGUUACUGCGACACGGAUAAUGCGAUCUUCAAAGAUGUGGCUAUGAUUUUCACAGUCACCCUAAAUGAUCAUUCCCCAGGGCCCAAUUCACCGAAAGACUGGGAGCCCCUGGUUAUGGAGCACCUGAAGAAAAUGUGGGUGGAUAAAUGUCCGUCACUGCCCUUGGAGAAAGUGCAGGCUUUUCUCAGUAGGAUCACCAACAAUGUGGUUUUAGUAAAAAGAGAAGAGUCAACAAAAUGUUAAGGGAUUUGGGGAUAAAAAAAUGCUGUGCAAAAAGCACCUUGUGCCCAAUUUCAUAAAUCCAGUAAGCAGAAAAUUUUGCUUAGCAAAUUUCUUGGCUAAGUGAAAAAGGACAAUGGUUCCACAGUUCCAGGUAAACAUUUUUUGUGCUAAGCAAGUUUUUGUGCUUAUAGGCUUAAACUUGCUUAGCACAGAAAAAUCUUGCUUAACAGAAACUGGUUACCAACCAUAAUUCCAUAAAGUUAAAUUGGGCCCAGGCAGGGAAUAGAACCCAAUCCACCGGUAUCAUGUAUGGCUCAGGUCUAGGUGAGAUUUGAACCAGAGAUCACAGAGGUGAACUUCGGGACGAAAUGGGUAGGGGGGGGGGGGUUGAAAAACAACCAAACCCAAGAAUGCUGCACCAUUUUAAGGGUCAUCAUACAUUUAAUUCUUAAAUUACCGUUAAAUUACAGUUUAGUUCUUACCAUCACUGUUCUUCCUUAAAACGUUAUGAUGUUAAAAAGGAACCUUUGUACGGUACUGUAGUGAUUUGUUUACCCCUUUUGGGUUUUUAGUUUUUGCAUGGUGGGAAUACGAUAUGGAAAAGUUUGCGGUAACACCAUGUAAUGAAUAUAUCUUAUUGAGUUGGGGUGGUUCUGAAAACCAAA